UAUUAAAACACUGGGUUGAUUCGAUUCUGACCUACGCUGAAGAUACAGAAGACAUCAUGCCAAAGAUUCUUUUUGCAGCAACACACAAGGAUAGUUGUGAUCAGUCAAAGCUUUUGGCGCUGAAAACCAAAUUUAUCGAAACUGUUCAGCAGAUGUUCUCUACAUACGAGAAAAAAAGCCACAUGGUUCUCGAGACCGUGUAUUUUAUUGAUGCGCGAGAUCCCAAAGACCAUGAAAUAAAGGAAAUGACUGAUAAGGUUGUUUGUUUUGCAAUGCAACAGUCUACAUGGGGUAAAUGGCGACCAAUGCUAUGGGUACCACUGGAAAUACAAAUUUCGAACAUGAGAUUGAAGAGCAUUAAUUUGAUUAACAAAGGACAGCUUGAACAAGUGAACAAGCUGAAUGGUGAUCUAGCCUUAGACGAGGACCAGUUGGUAUAUUUCUUAUUAGCUCAUCAUUCGCUAGGUAAACUGAUAUACUACGAUCUACCGGGUUUAAACCAGUUUAUAGUCAUUCAUCCGCCUGCAUUAGUUAACAUUCUUAGAGCGUUUAUCACCGAUGACAUGUUUUGGUCAGAAGAAACAAAUCUCCAAAAAAUUUUGCAAACAUUGAGAAAAUCUGGAAAAAUCUACAAAAAGGAUCUUCUACUUCUAUGGGAACAACAUGAAUGUCAACAAUACAUUAAAGAUAAUAAGACAAAAGACUUUCUUAUAUGCUUAUUUGCUCACUUGGAUAUUCUUGUAGUCCCAAAAGGAAUAAAUCGAAGUCCUCCCGCUGCAGACUUUUAUCUUGUUCCAUGUAUGGUAAAUGCAGAUUGUCCGGUUGACUUUAUAGACUUUCAUGAAUUAAGUAAUAAAACAAUAUGCUUAAUAUAUUCGUUAUCCAUGCAAUCCAUUCCUACUUCUCUUGCUUACAAAAUCAUUGGAGGAGCAGCAGGUAUUUGGCCUUUUAAGGAGGAUGAAGACGGAAAACCAUGUCUUUAUCAAAAGGCUGCAAUCUUGCAUGCAGGUGACGACAUGGAACUACGUGUGCAUUUAGAAGACAAACGUAUUAUGGUUUAUCUAUCAAAUAAGGAAACUAUAGAUUACAUUUCACCUGAUAUUGCAGCAAGCAUACAGGAAUGUCUGACACAAACUCUUGAGUCGUCUCUACUGUUUUACUAUAACAGCUUUGGAAAGAAAAAAACGCAAACUGAUGUGAAGAAGUUGUUUGAGUUAAGUGGUGGUUUGCUUUGCAAUAACAGUGUUUGCCACUUAGCUUUAUCCGAGGCAAAAUAUUCGGUUUCUUGGAAAUGCAGCCAUAGAUUGGAACAUGAUAGAAAGUACUUAUUAAAAUGGUAUUUUGAUAAAGAACAGAAAACGUGUACAACUGACUGUCGAGGUCCAGAUGAGACGAUGUUACACAAAGUACCAAAUGAUAAGCAUCUAAUGAGAUUGACAAGUGAGAUUGAUAUACAUAUGUUUGAGAAGGUAUUGCGCCAGCUGGAUUAUACUGAAAACAUAAUAAAAGAGUGGAGGAGAAUUGAAUACCAAUUUAGCAGUACUCACAAUUUACUUAGUAUCAUGUUUAUGGCACUUCAUUAUUGGAGAGAGAAAAAAACCUCCGAUCUUGAAAAUCCUUCUUUGUUUGAUAUAAACAAGGCUUUAUCAACAACUAACGUUAACAAACAUUCAAUAUGUCAGAUUUUCAGAGAAGACACAACAUUACAUGAUGUGGCAGACUCGCUGCAUGACAUACCAAGCGACGAUGUAUUGAAGGAGGUAGCACAACGCAUCGGAAAUCGUGCUAUCCAGUUGGGCAUUGAACUAGGACUCAGCUUUAAUGAAUUACAAGAAUCAAUGGUCGAAUAUUCAAGAAACAUGUUUGAUCAGACUUAUGACAUAUUACGUAAAUGGAAAGCUAAUUCAAGUGUAAAAACAGUUUACUCCCUUGUUGUUGCUUUGAAACGUGUGGCUCCAUCCUGUGCAAAUUAUUUAAGAGAAAAAUUUGUGCGAUAGCCAAUAUUGUUGUUCUUGUUGCAACGCCUACAUACUAACAUGAUAUAUUGGUUAAACAAAUUAAAAAAAAGUUUUAAAGGUAAAAUUGUACGGAUUUGACUAACGCAGUAUGCAAAUUAAAGAAAAGGGAAAACAAUAAAGGAAAGGAAUACCAACUUGAAAGCAACUGCAUUAUAUAAAUCUUCAUCAAAAUAAAAGAUCAGUUAUUAAGCAUGGUUUACUAGAAUAAGACAUCAAUAAAUUCAGGUCUUUAAAGAUUUUUGAAAGAUUGUCACCAGUUCAAGUUAUACUACAACUUUUGCGAUUAAGAACCAUGAAUAUAUCACCAUUUAUCUUUUUUUUAAUGCCAUUUAUAUUUAAACUAAAAAUUAAUAUGUGUUCAUCAUAUUUAGUCAAAACAUAUGCCGCUAACAAAAUAUUUUCAUUUGAAAAUUUCGCAAACUGUACACCCUGUUUCGUUGAGACAUUCGAUAUCGUAUGAAUGUAUAAUCUUUUCCUUUAAAAAGUAAUUUGUAAAUAUGUCAAUAAAAGAAAGACAAACAAUCGUUAGCCAAAUAAACUUCACUAACAUUCUUCACCAGUCAUUGGUCAUAAAAAUGGUAUCUUCAUUUUAUGUAGUUUGUUUUUCAAAUAAAUGACAAAACAUUA
Molecule: messenger RNA, 2645 nt
Organism: Mytilus californianus (California mussel)
Lineage: Eukaryota; Metazoa; Mollusca; Bivalvia; Mytilida; Mytilidae
Exons: 6
Coding region: 57-1997 (646 amino acids)
Biological process (GO): signal transduction
Molecular function (GO): protein binding
Source: RefSeq, a predicted model, not a curated record